UUUUGUCAGAAGAUAUGAUUGCCAUCGUUGUGUAUUGAUUUGUGUGUGAGACCGGCUGACCCCGGGACAGCCAGGGCAUGUUUCAGGCUGCUGCUCUCUGGCGUACCAUGGUGACACAGAUGAAACAUCUUGUUUUUUAGGCCUGAAGUUGUACAUACUGUUAGAUCAAUUACUUUUUGUCUAUGUGUUAGUCAUGGACUAAGGUGGUUGGUCCCAGAUAGAUAAUCGGACCUGAGUUUUGGUGCCUUCCCACUACCUUUGGGCUGUUUUCCACGCUCUGUUUCCUCAAUGCUUAGAGCCGUUCAAAGAAGACUUCAGACACCAUCGCAUCAAAUACACCCUUUAGGACUGUAAUAGCAUCUGAUUUCUUUACCAUGAGUCUGAUGUCUUGACCUUUAAUCAUUUGUGAACAAAAGUAAAUUACUGACAACUGAGAGAUGGUAGCAUGUACCUUUCAAUCAUACUUUGGUGGUGAAUAUUUUGUUAUCUGCUUAACUUUUUUUUUGGGAAAGUGUUUUUUGGAAACUAUGGGUUUGUCAAUUAACACUUUCCAAAGGUGUACAAGUUGUAGAAGUAAGGAGAAGUAACCCCUAUACGUUCUAUUUCAGUUUUUAAACCAUAUAACUUAUUAAAAGGCAGUAGCUAAUAGGUUCGUUCCAACGCUGUUCUAGCCAGGCUAAAUACCAGUAGUCUAGUGCUCAGACAAAAUCGCACAGCAGCUUCUUGUUUCUUGGAAAUCGGCUAUCAUUAGCAAUCCAUCACGAUAUAGUGACAUUAGGUGUGAAAUGUGGCUUCGGUCCUACUGGCAAACUUGAUUACAGCUCAGCUUGAUCCCCAGUGGGUGUAAUUCUCAGAGUAAAUAGGUCAAGGGUUGGGAAAAUAAAUGUUUUUACAAAAAAAUGAUGUUGUUUCUACAUUUGUGGGCUGUUGAAAUGCUUCCCCGCCCUCUGGAAGUUAACAUACUUUAGGGUAUUUUAGUAGAUUACUUCUAGAGAUAUUUUGACAUCGGCCCAGGAAUUUCCUUUUUUUUCCAGAUUCACUUACAGUAGGAGUUAAAUCUUCUAGUGGCCUGUGCCGGCAGGAAGUACAGGCCAAUGGCAGUCGGUCUUAUUAGUCUGCCCAUUGAAAACAUAAACACAAGCCUACAUUACAUUUUUAAUUAGUCUUAUUCUGCAGUAUCAAUGUUUAUUUCCCUAUGAAAAAAACUGAACGUAUUUUCACCCUGAAAACAAGUGGUGGGGGUGUUUCAGUGUGCUACCUACAGUUUGGAUGAUAGUUCCCGGAAAAAAAAAGACAUUGUGUAUUUGCUACAGCUCAACUACCCUGACAGAGGGCGUCGGAGUAUCUCCUCUUAUUGUGACGUAAAGCAUUUCUUUAUAUUUGCAACGCGGCAAAGUGUGGAUUCGUUCCAACAGGCCCGACUAGAUAGUGACGAGGACGCGGAGCAGCUCAGCCUGCUCUCAAAUGCCUCCACUACCAAACUCAUGUCUCUUCACUCCUGAAACAUUAGUCUUCCUUCAGGCUCUUCUGUGUUCACUUUCCUUGGUACUACUCUUGUCAUGGUUAUUUCGACGAUUUAAGUUCAAACAGCGUGGGAGCGAAAAAAGGGGUGAAGACUUUGUGGACCAUGCCUUAGUUCAACAUACUGAGGAGACCUGCACUUGCAACUGCCUACAACACUGCUGUGAUAUAGCUAAGACUCUCAUGCGAAACAGUGAAGACAGUGGACAGGAACAUUAUCUGUGCAAUUUACACCUCCUGCAGUCCGAGGACCCACACACCUCUGGUUCGCUCAGUGAUCGGAACAAGUCAGGACUUCACAAAUGCGACUGGAAGAGGGAAGGGAACUGGAAAGAACAUACUGAGGAGACCUGCACUUGCAACUGCCUACAACACUGCUGUGAUAUAGCUAGUGAUAUAGACAGUGGACAGGAACAUUAUCUCUGCAAUUUACACGUUCUGCAGUCCGAUGAUUAUUAUUCAGGUGGAAAAACUAGCUGGAAAAUCAUUCAAGACAGUGAAACACUUCCUCCAGCUGCUGAUCGGGAUUUCCCCUCUGAGAGGAGUGGCGAGGACAGCGUUCUGAGGAGGCUUGUGUGGAAGGUAUGGAGAUUCAUCCUCCAAAUCCCUUACACCAUAACUGGGAUGUUUCUGUGGAUGGUGUGGAGAUUCAUCCUCCAAGUCCUUUACAUCAUGACUGGGAUGUUUCUGUGGAGAAUGUUGAGCCGUAGCUCUCACACUGACAGUGAUGGACUAUCAAGGGAUCCCUCUAGAUCAGUGACCCGACCAAAGAACUGUGUUAGAACCCCAGGUGCUGUUCAGGCAGUACUCGGGGCAGUGCCUGAUCACAAACCCGCCAGUGUAAUUGAGGAGAACUACGGAGGCCUGCAAAGCAAAAGCUCAAUAGAGAUGAACUUAAGACAGAAGCAUCUGGAGUACCUUUUGGGGGCAUUCACAGUCUCCAAACAGUCCAUGAAACUGUUACCCUCUAAACCGUCCAGUCCUCCGUGGCUUUGGAGAUCGUUAGAGGACACAGAAGAGAAUCUGACUGGGGCAGAAACACCUUUCCUUAGCCAAGAAACCAGAGCCAAGUUGGAGUUCAACAUAAAAAACAAGAUCGUGCAACGGCUUUUGGGUCUCCCUGCGGUCGUGCAGCAUUCACUGGACACCUUUAUUCCCGAGGCCCCGGAGCUCAAGGUGAGCAAAGCGCUUCCAAAGCCACAGUGUGAUGUUCAGGUGAUGACCUGUGACGCCCCCCUCCUGACUGUGGAGCAGAAGUGUAAACUGAUGAGUUGUGUGAGCCAAAAACAGGAUCUCAAGACCCAAGGUUACCCUGAGAUUGUGAUGGAGUCACUCGAACCAUUUGACAUGCCUGCAUCCAUGGCAGAAGAGCUGAGGCAGAGAGACAUGACUGACCAGGCAAAGGACACAACUGACCAGGCAAAGGACACAACUGAGUCGACUCCUGCAAAGCACAAGAAGGAACGACGUAGAUCUUUAUUGAGUCAACUAAAGCGGCAUUUAAAGAAACAGCCACAAAAAGAGUGACACCCCUCUCAGCAUUUGACUGUGUAUUACAGUUUUUCUCGAUUGUUUAAGCACGAUUUUGAUGGUUUUGUUUUGUUUUUCAAAACACUACACACAA
Clupea harengus (Atlantic herring) is the source of this 3145-nucleotide messenger RNA. RefSeq lists its product as uncharacterized. The record is from RefSeq and is a predicted model, not a curated record. Lineage: Eukaryota; Metazoa; Chordata; Actinopteri; Clupeiformes; Clupeidae.